Megalopta genalis is the source of this 768-nucleotide messenger RNA. RefSeq names its product cytochrome b5. Gene Ontology annotation, molecular function: heme binding. The record is from RefSeq and is a predicted model, not a curated record. Lineage: Eukaryota; Metazoa; Arthropoda; Insecta; Hymenoptera; Halictidae. Gene Ontology annotation, cellular component: membrane; intracellular membrane-bounded organelle.
AGAAAUUUCCAUCAAAUGAGACAGCGGUAUAAAAUCCAAGGGCCAGAAGCAGAAAACUGGCGAUCCGUCGUUUCAGUGCGACGAGUGCCGCGAUCGGUUUCACGCCUCGAAUCGUUUUCAACGGGCGACAAAACUCGCGGGGAAAAUUCAGAGAUCUACGGCUCGGCUAACGGGACAGCUUCUUCAGGAAAGAUGUCGCGAGUACUCUCACCGGUCGAGGUGGCCGCGCACAACGACGAGGACGACCUAUGGUUCGUGUACAAGGGCGGCGUUUACGACAUCACGAAGUUCGCGAAGGAACAUCCGGGCGGCGAGGAUGUGCUGAUCGAACUGGCCGGGAAAGACGGGACAACGUGCUUCGACGAAAUCGGACACACCACCGAAGCCGUGCAACUGCGGGAGAGCUAUAAAAUUGGCGUCUUGAGCGAGCCCUUUUCCGGAGAUCCGGCCGCCGACUCUCCCGGUGAACAAAGCGCGACAACAAACGACAACGUCGACAACUGGGAAUACAAGCCGGCGAAAAACGAUUCCAGCAUGUUUCUCGGGUUCAUCGCGGCCGGCAUCGGCGUCUACGGCAUCCUGCUUUAUUACUUCUGGCUCUCGUAAAAACCGGACGUUACUCGAUUCGGACGCGAGUUAAAACACGACAGGGAAAAAGGCGCCGCCAUGACUAGUAAAAUUCUAAUUUAUGUCGAAAUACAGUAUUACUUGUAUGCGAUUAUCUGAAAUAAAAACGAGGAUAGGCCACGCGACGAUUCUUGGCAAAGA